UUCAGGCGAUCCUCUCCACUGCCCCCAAGCUGGCUGAGGCUCUCCGGCCUCUCUUUGAGAAGCUCUCAUCCUUUGGCUUAUUCCGGAGGGUGAUGGAGGCACUGGUGGAAGGGGGAACAUGGGCCUUGGCGAUGGACAUGCACCAGACCCUGGUGCUGUGGUUCUUCAUGGAGUAUGACGAGCACCAGUGCGUGGCAGAGGUGCCCACCAUCGUGAGAUCCAUCCACAAGCUCCUCACCGUCCACGGGCCUCCAAAUGUCAGGAUGCAGGGGAAGAUCCAGAGGCUUGCUAAGGCACACCCGUGUGAUGUUGUGAUGACUCUGCUGCGCUGUGCCCCAGAGUGUGACAGAGCCUCUGCCAUGAUGUGGAAGAGCAUUGCCUCCUCGGGAACAGCAGUGGAGAAGGUGCUGCCAACACUGCUGCGAGUGAUGGUGGAUUGGCCGGCACACAACAUUUCCACCUCCGAUGGUGACAACAGAGACGUGUUUGCCCUGGCUGCAACCCUGGCCUUGUGGCUGAUCCUGCAGGAGCCCGAGUGCCAGGAUGCAGUGAUGGACUGUGUCCCCCACCUGCUCGUGGCUCUGCUCUUCCAAGUGUCCAUGAGCACAGAGCAGGUGCCAGAGGAGGUGAACACGUUCUGGAGGGGAUGUCAGGAGCAACAUCGCCUUCCCAGUGACCCCAACAGGUUUCUGGUACAGACCAUCAAGGCCCUGCUCUGCCGCCUGCAGUGGGUCAAUGAGGUGGUGUCACUGGAGCGCAAGCGUGGCUGGGACACGCUCCUCUGUGCUGGCACCCAGCACUACGCAGUGGGGCUGCUGGCAGGUGAGACACCCUUGGAGAUGCGCCACGUCUUGCUCCCUUUCUAUUCCCGCAUGGCAAUCCACCUGCUGGGGCUGCUCAGUACUGAGGACCCCCGUUGGGAGCUGCCUGCCCUGGCCCUCCUUGUCGAGGUCCUGGACUACCUGGACUGGAGUCAAUGUCGUGACAGGGUCCUGCCGAUCCUGUCAAGGAACCUGCAGAGCGAGUGCUCAGAGAGGCAGCGCCUGGCUCUGAGAGGCCUCCUGGUGCUCGCUGUGGAUCCCUCAAUGGCCGAAAGCAUCUGCAGCCUUUCUGAAAGCCUCCUGGAGCUGCUGCACCAUGCAGACGGGGAGCUGAUCAGGAUGACGCUCUCCGUGUUCCUGACUGUGCUCCGGGGUGAAGACAUUUGGGCAAUCAUCUCCACUGCCCCCAGGCUGGCUGAGGCACUUCGGCCACUCUAUGACAAU
Empidonax traillii (willow flycatcher) is the source of this 1265-nucleotide messenger RNA. RefSeq names its product maestro heat-like repeat family member 5. The record is from RefSeq and is a predicted model, not a curated record. Lineage: Eukaryota; Metazoa; Chordata; Aves; Passeriformes; Tyrannidae. Gene Ontology annotation, cellular component: cytoplasm. The transcript is spliced from 9 exons. The annotation marks the transcript as partial.